AUGGCGGCGCGCGGCGAGGACCGGGAGGCUCCGGAGGCGCCUUCGCCGCCCCCCCCGGGCCCGGGCGGCGGCGUCAACGUGUUCGCGAACGACGGCAGCUUCCUGGAGCUGUUCAAGCGCAAGAUGGAGGCGGAGGAGCAGCAGCGGGAGCGUGAGGCGGCGGCGGCCGCGGAGGCGUCCGGUGGCGGCGGCACCGGGCUCGGCCCGCAGCGCGGGGCCGACGGCGCGAAGAGGAGCGGCGGCGCGCUCAGCUUCGUGGGGCGGCGGCGGGGGGGCAACAAGCUGGCCCUGAAAACGGGAGUGGUGGCCAAGAAGCAAAAGACGGACGAGGGGCAGGUGCUGACGAGUAAAGGCGAUGCCUGGGCCAAGUACCUGGCGGAGGUGCAGAAGUACAAAGCUCACCAGUGCAGCGACGACGACAAGACGCGGCCCCUGGUCAAAUAGCGC
Molecule: messenger RNA, 447 nt
Organism: Sturnus vulgaris (Common starling)
Lineage: Eukaryota; Metazoa; Chordata; Aves; Passeriformes; Sturnidae
Source: RefSeq, a predicted model, not a curated record